AUGGUCCCUUGGAAGCAUUUGUUCAACCAAAACCGUGCAAGACCAAGGGCUAAAUUCAUUUUAUGGUUGGCUCUGUGGGGAAGGCUGGGCACAAAGGAUAGAUUGGAGAAAAUCGGGAUAAUUCAUGACAAAUAUUGCUGUUUCUGCUUGCAGUAUGAAUCCUUAAAUCACCUCUUCUUUGACUGUGCUUUUACAGGUUUCAUAUGGCAUAGAAUGCUUGCUUGGAAUGGGUACACACGCCAUGAUGCAGAUUGGGAUAAAGAGAAAAGAUGGCUUAUAGAGGAGUUAGCCAAAAAAGGGUGGCGUCGAGAAAUUCUAAGAAUCAAUCUUGCUGAAACGGUAUAUCACAUUUGGCAAGAAAGGAAUGGGAUAAUUUUCAAGAAUAAAAGUCCAAAUCUUGAUGUUAUUAGAAGGAUUACUGAGAGUGUCAUAGGUAGAAGCAUUCUAGCUAAAAAGUUAAAGAUUCAUAUCAAUGCUAGUAGAGAUAGUAUAAUUUAA
Vicia villosa (hairy vetch) is the source of this 498-nucleotide messenger RNA. RefSeq lists its product as uncharacterized. The transcript has a single exon. Lineage: Eukaryota; Viridiplantae; Streptophyta; Magnoliopsida; Fabales; Fabaceae. The record is from RefSeq and is a predicted model, not a curated record. Bases 1 to 498 code for a protein of 165 amino acids.